This is a messenger RNA of Thermochaetoides thermophila DSM 1495, 2511 nucleotides long. RefSeq lists its product as uncharacterized. The record is from RefSeq and is a predicted model, not a curated record. Gene Ontology annotation, biological process: RNA 3'-end processing. Lineage: Eukaryota; Fungi; Ascomycota; Sordariomycetes; Sordariales; Chaetomiaceae. Bases 1 to 2511 code for a protein of 836 amino acids. Gene Ontology annotation, molecular function: poly(A) RNA polymerase activity; mRNA binding. Gene Ontology annotation, cellular component: TRAMP complex; nucleolus. The transcript has 3 exons.
AUGACGCGAAAUCACAAUCUACACAGCGAUCAUCGCUCAUAUCAUGACCGCGGUCGUGGCCACGAUCGUUACCAUCGCACCAAUCGCGGGCCGAGGUCUCGGUCCCCUCCCCGCGACCGCGACCGCGAGUACGCACGCGAGCACCUUCGUGAUCCCUAUCGUCCUCAGUCCCAGUCCUAUGGUGACCGUAAUUCUCGCGAUGGCCGCGACGGUCGAAAUGGCCGAGAUGGUCGAGAUGAUUAUGAUACCUUCCGAGCUCGCGGUCAGGGCUCUCCGACUUCUACCGCCUUUUCUGGUCGAGGUGGUGAUGAUCGCUACCGACCUCCCCAAGGGGACUUCACAUUUAGGGUCGACAAGCCAGCGGGGGUUCAAGAAUCUGAUACAUACCGUCCACAGAACAAUUCUGGUCGUAACGAUCGCCGUCGAGGCUAUUCUCCCAACCGCGACGCUAAGAGGAAUCGCGGUGCGCAGAACCGGCGCGACCACCAUUCCAGCCAGCCCUUUGGUGCCCGCCCGAGGCGGCCCAUGUUCAUCGCUGCAGAGCGUGAAUUGCUAAAAGUCAACCACGAGACAGGAAAUGAACAGCUUCUAUAUGACCCGUCUAAUAGCGUUCAGUACCGACCUUUAGACGAGCUCACCGAUUCGGAAGCCGAGUCUAAUCUGAGCAACGAGGAUCAACAAGAUGGCGAGCCGGCGCACAAGCGUGCGCGUCUCAGCCUUGAACAGUCAGCUUCUGACAACAAUGUUCCCAAGUGGUCGAACCCCGACCCGUACACUGCCCUUCCCAUUCAACCGAUUGAGCAGAAGAAGAAGAAGGAUGUCGUUCAAUUGAUCCGGAAGGCCCGGAUUCAGCCGGAUCAACCUCGUGCUUCUCUUCCUGCCGAUCUUGCUGACUUCAUUGCUCUUGACGAUGACGAUGAAGACGAGCAAGAGAACACCAAGACAACCGAAGAAUACGAUGACGACUACGAGCCAACCUUAGACCUUGGCCCCUCUGUCGUCAAUGUGCCCUCUCCUGCUCCCAACCAGGGAAGCCACAUUGCUCCUGGCCCUGCUGACCAGUCGCCCGUCUUUGCCGACCUGUCGAAGCAGACCACCGCCAGUAUGCCAGCUACGGCCAGCGGCACCGCCGUGGUAGAGGAUGUGCCUGUGGAGAAUCCGCAGCGGGUGGUGCGCCCACGUCUGCCUCGUGGUGUUCUCUUUGAAGAUCCCACUCCUGCUAUUCUUGGCAACAGGAAGCGCACAUGGGAUGAUGAAAUUAAGGUCCCGCAUGCUACGUUAAAGAAAGCCUCUAAGAUUCCGGCUUCUGGUGAGAUUGUCGAGGCCUGGCGGCCUCGGGCUGACCUGAAUCCUAUCCCCUGGUUUCGGCCCAACGCCACGAACAGCGGUUCAAUCAACGUUUUGCUUCAUAAAGAAGUUGCCGACUUUUAUGCCUACGUCAAGCCUCGUGAUUUUGAGGAUCGGCUGCGCGGUGAGCUCGUCCAGGACCUGAAGCGGUUUUCUCGGCGUCUCUUUGGUGAUGCUGAGGUCUAUCCCUUUGGUUCCUUCUGUUCGGGCCUCUAUCUGCCGAAUGGCGACAUGGAUCUUGUCCUGAUGUCCGACUUAUACAAAAACGGCGGCCCUCCUCGUUAUCACGACAACCACGCACUCUUCAAGUUCAGAAAUGGCCUUGUUAAGGAAGGGAUGAUACAUAACAACAACAUUGAACUCAUUCUACAUGCCCGAGUCCCGUUGGUCAAGUUUGUCGAGAGGAAGACGGGUCUGCGAAUCGACAUCUCCUUCGAGAACCGGUCUGGCAUUGUGGCCAUCAACACCUUCCACAAGUGGCGUAACCUCUACCCGGGCAUGCCUGCCCUCGUUUCCGUCAUCAAGCAUUUCCUGCUCAUGCGCGGCCUCAACGAGCCGGUCAAUGGUGGAAUCGGCAGCUUUUCUGUUACUUGCUUGGUCGUUAGCAUGCUGCAAAUGAUGCCUGAAGUGCAGAGCGGCAACAUGGACACGCGUCAUCAUCUCGGUGAGCUGCUGCUCCGUUUCUUCGAUUAUUACGGCAACAGGUUCAACUACGAGGGUUUGGCCAUUUCGCUGGAUCCUCCUGCGCUUAUUCCCAAGAACCAAGCGCCCCCGAAGCCCCAGCCAGGCCAGAGGAAAUUUUGCAUCAUUGACCCCAAUGACCCGACCAACGAUAUCGCCGGCGGUUCAAGCAACGCCCCACGCAUCGUUGAGCUCUUUGCUGAGGCCUACAAAGAGCUCACCAGGAGGUUGGACCAAGUGGCUAAGGACCCGAACUUGGCCAACGUGAGCAUCUUGGAGGUCAUUCUGGGCGGCAAUUACUCUGACUAUGAGCGUCAGCGUCAUUACCUGCAGCAUCUUGCCAACGGCGGCGAGCCUUAUUUCCCACCCUCCAGGCCGGCCAACAGUGGCAAUGGGUAUCAGCACCGCAAUAAUGGUGGCGGCUAUCAAGGCCAUAAUCACGGUCGCUCUCGCAACCACGGCAGUAGUCGUCGGCGCCGUUAA